Messenger RNA from Procambarus clarkii (red swamp crayfish), 477 nucleotides. RefSeq names its product spore coat protein SP65-like. The record is from RefSeq and is a predicted model, not a curated record. Lineage: Eukaryota; Metazoa; Arthropoda; Malacostraca; Decapoda; Cambaridae.
AUGGCUGGAACUACCACUCAAGCGACAACCAUGGCUGGAAUUACCACUGAAGCGACAACCAUGGCUGGAACUACCACUCAAGCGCCCACCAUGACUGGAACUACCACUCCAGCGCCCACAAUAGCUGGAACUACCACUCAAGCGCCCACCAUGGCUGGAACUACCCCUCAAGCGACCACCAUGGCUGGAACUACCCCUCAAGCGACCACCAUGGCUGGAACUACCACACAAGCGACCACCAUGGCUGGAACUACCACUCAAGCACCAACCAUGGCUGGAACUACCAAUCAAGCGACCACCAUGCCUGGAACUACCACUCAAGCGACCACCAUGGCUGGAACUACCACUCUAGCGACCACCAUGGCUGGAACUACCACUCAAGCGCCCACCAUGGCUGGAACUACCACUCAAGCACUCACCAUGGCUGGAACUACCACUCAAGCGCCCACCCUGGCUGGAACUACCACUCAAGCAUAA